AUGUAUUCCCCGGGCCCCUCGCCCUUCGACAUCCAGACCCAUCUCUACACUUCCUUUCUCCAGGCCAGCACCUACGAUGUCGCACUGCGUGUAUCAGGUUCCUGGAAUGCAGUAUACAAGUUACAUCGCGUCGUUCUAAUACAGUCUGGUUUUUUUCGCUCCCUUUUCACAGCUGGUUUUGCUGAAUCUACUGUCCAACUGGUUCCGUUGCGCAACGGGACCGAUGAGAUCAGUGUCACAUUCGAUGAUCUCAACAUCACACGACCAGUCAAAUUCACUGGACUCGUUAGGGUUUGCGUGUCGCGCUUGUAUGGUGGAGGUCCUCCCCUGCACGUUUCACCCAAUCUAAUCUCCACCACCAACCACCCAUUAACUCCACCCUUUUCGAACGCCCCCAUCCCUGAGGACUUACCUGCUGGCCAUCAUCCAGCUACUCCACGCUUUCUGCAAUCACUGCUUGCGACAGCAAUCUAUCUCUCUAUACCCUCUGUUGCUUCUCAAGCCUUGUCGCUAAUUCUGAAAACCAUCGGCCCGACAACCAUACUUCAAUACUUAAACUUUGCGUGCGGGAGGACCAUUGACUUGUACUCUCAACAAGCACUUCGAGAACCUCAGGCUGCUGUUGGUCUGGAGCAUGUGGCGCAGCUGGUUGAUCGAGAAGAAAAAUCGUUCAACUCUACAGAGGGACUGAAGAACAACUCUCCGCUGAACAAUGAAAAGCCUGAAGAAGAUAUUGAUGGCCUGUCUCACAGAGUUGCUGGUUCGGCUGAGUCGUCUGAUGGUGAAUUAGAUGAUUCGAGAGUGCAGGGUCCUUCCCCUCAUUAUGGGACGAUAUCAAACAAGAUUGGUGAAGCUUGCUCAUGUUGGCUUGUACGUUGGGCGGUCGACAUGUUACAAUUUGAAACGCAUGGGGAUGCCUAUCAAUCCUUCCUCCCCGACGGCAGGACGCGUUCAAAGAGCGUUUCGUAUAUAACUUCAACCAUUGCUACAAGUUCUCCACCAUUGCAAAUGUCACCCCUUUGGGGACGUAAAGGACUUACUGCUCAAUGGAUAGCUGCAAUAGUCUCUGCGGAUACACUUUUUAUUAAAAACGAACGCGAACGAUACAUUUUUGCUAGAUCUGUGGUUGAACUCCGGAGGAAGGACGGUAUUCUCAAUUUCGAGGAAAAUAUAUGGGCUUCGAUGUUUACACGUGGAAUCUAUUAUGCCAACAUGACAUUCGAAGACCUUCUUUAUAUAUCGCAAGACAUAUCCCCAACGACUAAACAACCAUACGUAGCCCUUUCUACUUUGCAGGCCGCACAAUGGAAUCAAUCGGUCCUACGUCAUGUUUUGACCAGUAGAUCCAAUACGAUUAAUUCUCACUCGAAUCCAAGUUCUACUUCCCCGCCCCCUCGAGAAAAAGAACUUGGCGUGACAUUAACCACGGCAGACAUUUUGGCGAGCAUCUCCGACAGUAAUGCAAACAAUCUCAAUGAGAAGUCAAAAGUUUACUUCCCUGUUUUAUCAGACUCAUCUCUCCGUAUUGGAAACACCGCGGCGGCGGCUAACGCUUCGGGAUCUUCUGGAAAUUCUAUAUCCAUGGAAGAGUUGUUUGAUCAUUCGCAUGACUCUUCACCAAAUCAUGCGAAAACUCAAAGUCAUGACCUUGCCAAUACGAUUACAAUAUCUUCCUCGGAAGAUAACUUUUUCGGCAUUCUCACUCCAUCUCUACAUGCUGAAGCUUGUGUUGACUCGGAUCCUUCAGCUCUGUCUCGCUGGUCCCCAUACCCGCCGUAUAGAUUUUCAGUAGAAUUCUGGGAUGUGGAUCUACUGAAAGAGAAAUCUCGUCUACACUCGCAAACUAUCUGGCAUGCUGGUAAUCUGUUUAAUGUGUACGUGCAAAUUGUACGCAAGAAAGGACAGGCUCAGCUCGGUAUAUACCUGCAUCGACAGUCAAAUGUAGAUCCCAUACCUGCCUCAAGUACCCCCUAUACCACACAUCAGGGUCAAGUUGCAGUUGACGAAGGCUUUGGAGGAACUUUGGGGCGCUCGCCCCAUCUUCGUCAACCUUCUUUACCAUCCCUAGCAUCCGCUGCCACUAUCUCGUCCACCAGAACUCACUACUCCCCUUCCAUUCACCCAACUAGUAUUUCUCGCAGCGGGACUCCAUCCUCGGUUCCUAAUCCAAGGCCAUCCUCUCCCUCUUCACUUCCCUCUUCACCCUCUGCAAUGUCUUCUUUGGGUCUCAGCAAUUCACCGGCUACAACUUUGACCCCUGCGCCUCAACAACCUUAUCGAGACCCAAGGUCCUGUGUAUCAGCAUACUUCUCUAUCAGCUGUGCUAGUGCUACUGGAACAUCUCAGACGCGCUUUACCAGUUCCCCCGACUUGUUCUCUGUCAGCCAAAGUUGGGGUUGGAAAUCAAGCACUCUCCGGACAGAAGACUUUUUGGAAGUUGGGAGUCAGUCUUUGCCUGGAAAUCAUGGCAGCUUGCGCGAUAAACGAGUCAGCUUCCGCGCAACUGUUUUGCUGGGUCUGGUUUAA
Psilocybe cubensis is the source of this 2526-nucleotide messenger RNA. RefSeq lists its product as uncharacterized. NCBI's taxonomy places the organism in Eukaryota, Fungi, Basidiomycota, Agaricomycetes, Agaricales, Agrocybaceae. Gene Ontology annotation, molecular function: protein binding. Bases 1 to 2526 code for a protein of 841 amino acids. The record is from RefSeq and is a predicted model, not a curated record. The transcript has 4 exons.